ACAGUUUUCUCCGGAGCUUUGGAAAACGUGACGCUCCCAUUCUAUUUCCAAACUUCAUGAUGCCCAUGUGUAUGUUGUUAGAUUGACUUAAUCAAGUUAGAAGAAACUGUGUUUUAACAUUAUAUACAAGAAGAGGCGUCGGUAAAGACCAGCUAAGCUGCAGUAUUGUUGGCGACGGGGAGGAUGGACACGACUUCUUGUUUCCAUGGAGACGCGGAUUUCUGCCCGGAGUGCGGGUCCGUCCUGCCGCUCCCGGGACUGGAGGACAAAGUGACGUGUCAGCGGUGUGCAUUCGCCAUUGACGUGCACGAGUUUGAGGUUCAUGUUAUCAAGUCCUCAGUGGUGUUUAACAGCCUGGAGUCUUCCUCUGCUGCCAUGGAGACAGAGGAAGAGGUAGAAAAGGGCCCUGUGAUUGAUCGGAAGUGCUCUCGCUGUGGUCAUGAAGGCAUGGUGUAUCACACGAGACAGAUGAGAUCCGCUGAUGAGGGACAGACUGUCUUCUACACCUGUACUCACUGCAGAUAUCAAGAAAAAGAAGAUUCCUGAUCGUCAUUUUUCUGUUUUUCAACAUGCUUUGUAUUGUUCACUAAACAACUGAUCAGUUCUGAAAUGUAAUCCUGUGUUUUUAGCAGACUGAUCUGGGAAUCAAAUGUACUGUCAGAGACCCAGCAUGCAUCCUCUGUGUUUUGUAGGUGCAUCCCAUGAUCUUGCACAUGGGAAAUUUGUCAUUUAUUUGUAAACCCGGUGUUCAUCUAAACAGAAACAGCAGUAGAAAAUGAUGCAAAACAUGUACACGCGUGAUAAGAUAUUAAACAGGUAAGAAACUAUGGCUUAUAUUUUCAAAGCGUUCGAUUCUAAUGUUACACAACAUGCAGUGUUGUCAGAUCACCCCUUCUGAUUUGAAUUGUAUAUAAAGUUUUUAGUUGGCGGAACAGGUUUUCUGUUUUCUUUAUUUUUUCUUUGUCUUUGGCUCUUCUUAUAGGACAACAAGCAACAAAUUGCCCACGAUUGAUUGGAUCUGUUUUCUGCCCAUCAGCCAGUAGCUAUGACAACGUCAGCCAGUGUUCUACAGGCACUGUCUGAAAGUAACUGCUAGUUUUCCCUUCCUAUGUCUUUUGACAUUUCUUGGUGUUUCCCAGCUAACUACUGGGGGACUUUAGACACAGAAAACAAAGAGCUGGAUCCAGCCCAAACCUCAUUCCUCGAGACUGAAACACCCAGGUUAAUGCAUGAGGUUUCACAGCCAUGUGUAACAGCCAGGGCCUCUCAUGUUGUGAAUGUGUUUUGGAAGCUGUACAUUAAAAUGGUGGUGCUGGUGCCAAGCAUUGAAGCUUCUAGAUUUCAUAAU
This is a messenger RNA of Acipenser ruthenus (sterlet), 1348 nucleotides long. RefSeq names its product DNA-directed RNA polymerase I subunit RPA12-like. The transcript is spliced from 5 exons. Gene Ontology annotation, biological process: DNA-templated transcription; termination of RNA polymerase I transcription. The record is from RefSeq and is a predicted model, not a curated record. Gene Ontology annotation, cellular component: RNA polymerase I complex. NCBI's taxonomy places the organism in Eukaryota, Metazoa, Chordata, Actinopteri, Acipenseriformes, Acipenseridae. Bases 184 to 546 code for a protein of 120 amino acids. Gene Ontology annotation, molecular function: nucleic acid binding; zinc ion binding; DNA-directed RNA polymerase activity.